AUGGCUACCGUCAAUAUUCGCCGGGAUGUUACCGAUCCCUUCUACCGCUACAAGAUGGAGAAGAUUCAAUCCAAGAUCGAAGGCAAGGGCAACGGUAUCAAAACCGUCGUUGUCAACCUUCCGUCGGUUGCCCACUCGCUCAGCCGUCCCCCUUCGUACGUGAUCAAGUACUUCGGUUUCGAGCUGGGUGCUCAGGCCAACGCCAAGCCUUCUGACGACCGUUGGAUCAUCAACGGUGCUCACGACGCGUCCAAGCUCCAGGACUACCUUGAUGGCUUCAUCUCCAAGUUUGUUCUCUGCAAGAAGUGCAAGAACCCGGAGACUGAUGUCAUUAUCAAGGAUGAAAAGAUCACUCUGGACUGCAAGGCUUGCGGCCAGCGCACUGACGUUGAUCCUCGCCUGAAGCUUAGCACCUUCAUUGUUCGCAACAAUCCCAAGGGUGGCAAGAAAGAGAAAAAGGACAAGAAGGCCCGCCGUGAGCAGAAGCGGGAGAAAUCCGCUGCCAACGGCGAUCAGGACGCUAGCCCCGGCGACAGUAACAACUCUGAGAAUGGUUCCUCCAACGGUGACGCUGAGGAUGCUGGUAGCGAUGAUGAACUCACCCGUCGCAUCAAGGCCGAGGCUGAGACCAUUGAGGUUGAAAAAGAGAUCAAGGACGACGACUGGGCUUUUGACGUCUCCGAGGAAGCUGUCAAGGCUCGUGCCAAGGAUCUGCCCUCUGAUCUGAAGCGCUCCCUCGUGCUUGAAGAUGAUGACGAGGAGGCUGAUGGACCCUCUUCGUACGAGCAGCUUGGUAGCUGGAUCGUCGAAACCGCCGAGGAGAAGGGUGGUGUCACCAAGGUCAGCGACAUUGACAUCUACAAGAAGGCCAAGGACUUCGGCAUUGAGACCAAGCACAAGACCGUGGCCGUGCUCGCCCAGAGCAUCUUUGACGACAACAUCGCCAAGCAGGUUGAGGAUCGCGCUGCCCUCUUGGCCAAGAUGAUCACCUCUGAGCGCCACGAGAAGGCCUUCCUUGGUGGUACUGAGCGGUUUGUCGGUCAGGAUCGUCCUGCUCUGAUUUCCCAGGUGCCCGCCAUCCUGCUGGCUUACUACCAGAACGACCUGGUUUCCGAGGAAACUCUAAAGGCUUGGGGCGCUAAGGCUAGCAAGAAGUACGUCGAUAUCUCUACCAGCAAGAAGAUUCGGAAGGCGGCCCAGCCCUUCUUGGAGUGGCUCGAGACUGCUGAGAGUGAUGACGAGGAUGAGGAAAGUGAUGAGGAGUAG
Penicillium diatomitis is the source of this 1266-nucleotide messenger RNA. Its product is annotated as translation initiation factor eIF5. Bases 1 to 1266 code for a protein of 421 amino acids. Gene Ontology annotation, biological process: formation of translation preinitiation complex; translational initiation; formation of cytoplasmic translation initiation complex. The record is from RefSeq and is a predicted model, not a curated record. The transcript has a single exon. NCBI's taxonomy places the organism in Eukaryota, Fungi, Ascomycota, Eurotiomycetes, Eurotiales, Aspergillaceae. Gene Ontology annotation, cellular component: cytosol. Gene Ontology annotation, molecular function: eukaryotic initiation factor eIF2 binding; GDP-dissociation inhibitor activity; translation initiation factor activity.